CAUCUCAUUAUCGACCCAGAGCUCGUAGUUUGAAGCUACACCACACUUCCUGUAUCAGGUUUAUCCUUUGCCUUUAAUAUUUAACAGAAAAACUCGCAAAUAAUCCAUCUCCCUAUUUUCAGUGGCUCUGGUGAUCCCAUUGGCUGCCACAUAACAUUAUAUCCCCAGAUUUAUUCACUGACACUACACUUACACCUUCUCCCACUUGUGGGUUAGACUCACACUUGGCUUCUGCUCUCAGAACUCGCAGCUAACUCUUUUAGAGGUUGAUAACUGAGUUCAUUUUCUCAAAAAGAAGGCUGAUUGUUGUACAUCAUGGCACCUAAGGCAUUAGACUAUGAAUCGUUAAAUGAAAAAGUGAAGAAGGUUCAGUAUGCUGUUAGAGGUGAGCUGUAUCUUCGAGCUUCUGAGCUUCAGAAGGAAGGGAAGAAGAUUAUUUUCACAAAUGUUGGCAAUCCUCAUGCUCUAGGACAGAAGCCACUCACUUUUCCUCGUCAGGUGGUUGCUCUCUGCCAAGCUCCAUUUCUACUUGAUGAUCCUAAUGUUGGACUCCUAUUCCCUGCGGAUGCAAUUGCAAGAGCUAAACAUUAUCUUUCAUUGGCUCCCGGUGGUCUAGGUGCUUAUAGUGACUCUCGAGGUAUCCCAGGAAUUAGGAAGGAGGUUGCAGAGUUCAUUGGAAGGCGUGAUGGAUAUCCAAGUGAUCCAGAACUCAUAUUUCUCACUGAUGGAGCAAGUAAGGGUGUCAUGCAGAUCUUGAAUACAAUAAUUCGUGAUGAAGGUGAUGGGAUUUUGGUUCCAGUUCCACAGUACCCACUUUACUCUGCUACGAUAUCUCUGCUUGGUGGUUCCCUUGUACCAUAUUACCUAGAAGAGACAGCAAAUUGGGGUCUUGAUGUUAAUGACCUGCGCCAUGCAGUUUUCCAAGCUCGCUCUAAAGGAAUAACUGUAAGAGCAAUGGUGAUUAUUAACCCAGGGAACCCAACUGGUCAGUGUCUUAGUGAAGCAAAUUUAAGAGAAAUAUUGCACUUCUGUUACCGAGAAAACUUGGUCCUUCUUGGAGAUGAAGUUUAUCAGCAGAACAUUUAUCAGGAUGAACGACCUUUUAUUAGUGCUAGAAAGGUUUUGAUGGACAUGGGGCCACCAUUGAGCAAGGAAAUCCAACUCGUUUCAUUCCACACUGUGUCCAAAGGAUAUUGGGGUGAAUGCGGCCAGCGGGGUGGAUACUUCGAGAUGACCAACAUUCCUCCAGAGUCAGUGGAUGAGAUAUAUAAGAUUGCAUCCAUAUCGCUCAGUCCUAAUGUCCCUGCACAGAUAUUUAUGGGGUUGAUGGUCAGCCCUCCUAAACCUGGAGAUAUUUCAUACGAACAGUUUAUUAGGGAGAGCAAAGGAAUCCUUGAAUCACUGAGGAGAAGAGCAAGGAUUAUGACAGAUGGAUUCAACAGCUGCAGAAAUGUGGUUUGCAAUUUCACAGAAGGUGCCAUGUAUUCUUUUCCUCAAAUACGGUUGCCACCUAAAGCAAUAGAGGCUGCCAAAAGGGCUGGAAAAGUUCCUGAUGUUUUCUACUGUCUCAAGCUAUUGGAAGCCACUGGCAUUUCCACUGUUCCUGGUUCAGGAUUUGGACAAAAAGAAGGGGUCUUUCACUUAAGAACAACCAUUUUACCAGCUGAGGAAGACAUGCCAGCAAUCAUGGCCAGUUUCAAGAAGUUCAAUGAUGAGUUCAUGGAGGAAUACGAAGACCAUAGGGGUUAUUCAAGAAUGUGAGCAAUGUUUCAAAUUCCAUAAAAUUGUAUCAUAUUUCUUAGCUAUUUCUCACCAUUUGAUAAAUUCUCUUGAAUUCUCUCUAUUUGGCCAUAAACUUACUUCUGUUGAAGAUCAUCACAAUAUCAAUUCUCUGUUCGAAUCUUCUGUUUCA
Molecule: messenger RNA, 1912 nt
Organism: Manihot esculenta (cassava)
Lineage: Eukaryota; Viridiplantae; Streptophyta; Magnoliopsida; Malpighiales; Euphorbiaceae
Product: glutamate--glyoxylate aminotransferase 2
Exons: 14
Coding region: 316-1761 (481 amino acids)
Biological process (GO): photorespiration; biosynthetic process
Molecular function (GO): pyridoxal phosphate binding; L-alanine:glyoxylate transaminase activity; L-alanine:2-oxoglutarate transaminase activity
Source: RefSeq, a predicted model, not a curated record